Quercus robur (English oak) is the source of this 1797-nucleotide messenger RNA. RefSeq lists its product as uncharacterized. The record is from RefSeq and is a predicted model, not a curated record. Bases 1 to 1797 code for a protein of 598 amino acids. The transcript has 4 exons. NCBI's taxonomy places the organism in Eukaryota, Viridiplantae, Streptophyta, Magnoliopsida, Fagales, Fagaceae.
AUGGGUGGCUCUGGUGGGAUUUUGUUGAUGUGGGACAACAGGGUUGUGGAUAAGGUGGACGAAGCGGUGGGUUGUUUCUCCGUCUCAUGUAAAUUCAAAAAUGUGGCAGAUCAUUUCGUUUGGGCUUUCACUGGUGUUUAUGGACCCAAUAGUGAUAGAGACAGGAGGUUUCUUUGGGAAGAGUUAUCUGGCUUACGUAGUUGGUGGGAUGUGCCUUGGUGUGUGGGUGGUGAUUUUAAUGUAGUGCGUUUUCCUUUUGAACAUUCUGGUAUUGCUAACUUCUCUUCAACUAUGCUUCAGUUUUCAGAUUUUAUUUCCGAGCAAAGCCUUGUUAAUCUACCUUUGGUUGGGGGGAAUUUCACUUGGUGUAACUCUAGAGAGGUUGUUGCUAGUUCCAAAUUGGACAGGUUUCUUUUGUCCGUAGAUUGGGAGGAGAAAUUUCCAUCUGUUUGUCAAUGCCGUCUUCCUAAGUUGAUGUCGAAUCAUUUUCCUAUCCUUCUUGAGGGCGGGAAGUUACACGGAGGCAAAAAACCUUUUAGGUUUGAGAACAUGUGGUUAAAGGAUGAGGGCUUUUUGGGAAGGGUGAGUUCAUGGUGGGAGUCUUAUCAUUUCCAAGAAACUCCUAGUUUUUCUUUGGCCAACAAGUUGAAGAUGCUGAAAUUGGAUUUGAAGAGAUGGAAUGUGGAGGAGUUUGGUAAUAUAGGCCUUAAGGUGCAAAACUUAUGGAAGGAUCUUAAAGUGUUGGAAGUUAUCGAGGAAGUUCGUGCUCUUACAGUGGAGGAAAGGAGGGAAAAGGAUCGAAUUCAUGGAGAGUUAGAAAAAUCUAUUUUGUUGGAAGAGAUUUGCUGGAGGCAGCUUUACUCGAAGAAUGUGGUUCACCGACCUAUUUUGGAUGAGGUUGUUUUUUCUAGUAUUUUUGAGGAAGAUGCCACUUGGUUGGACAGACCAUUCGAUGAGGAUGAAGUUUUUGGAGUGAGCACAGUGAAAACUGAUGUUAUGAAUGUGCUUCAUGUUUUCCAUGCCCAUGUUGUGUUUGAAAAGAGCCUUAAUGCUACUUUUCUUGCUCUCAUUCCUAAGAAAUUUGAUGCUAUGGAUGUACAAGACUAUCGUCCUAUUAGCUUGGUGGGUGGGAUGUACAAGAUUAUUGCUAAAGUACAGUCGAUUGAAGGCGGGGUUCUGGGGGUGUUGUGCAACCUAGACAUUGAGAAAGCAUACGACCAUGUGAAUUGGGAGUUUCUCAUGUUUUUGUUACAGCAGUGUGGUUUUUCUGAAAAGUGGAGAAGGUGGAUCAGGUGCUGUAUUUCAACUAUAAAAUUCUCCAUUUUGACUAAUGGUUGUCCUUCUGAUUUUUUUGGGAGUUCUAGAGGACUUCGGCAAGGUGAUCAUUUAUCCCCUUUUCUCUUUGAUAUUGUCAUGGAGGCCUUGAGCCGUAUGUUGGGUGCGGCUACUGCAACUGGCCAGUUUUCAGGUUUCACAUUUGGAAAUGAAGCUGGUUCCUUGAUGUCGAUGUCUCAUUUAUUAUUCGCGGAUGAUACUCUUGUUUUUUGUGACGCUGACAGCACUCCUAUUACAGCUCUGCGUGGGAUUCUCUCUAGAUUCGAGGAGAUGUUAGGGCUAAGAAUUAAUUUAGGAAAGUUUGAAUUGGUUCCAAUCGGGGAUGUGCCUAAUUUUCAUGAGUUAGUGGAGAUUCUGGGCUGUAGGGAGUCUACUCUUCUGUUGAAAUAUUUAGGUCUCCCAUUGGGUGCUUCUUUUAAAGAUAAGUCUAUUUGGAAUCCUAUCUUGGAGAAGAUGGAGUGA